This is a messenger RNA of Seminavis robusta, 3553 nucleotides long. NCBI's taxonomy places the organism in Eukaryota, Bacillariophyta, Bacillariophyceae, Naviculales, Naviculaceae. The record is from the annotation of a GenBank genome assembly.
GAGGUGUGCAACGUGAGACGUUAGAUUUUUCCAUCUGAGAAAGAGGCGUUGUAGCUUACGGGAGUUUAGAGAUGUGCAAUGUGAGACGUUAGAUUUUUCCAUCUGAGAAAGUGGCAUGGUAGUUUACGGGAGUUAAGUGGUGUGCAAAUGUGAGGAAAAUAUUCAGGAUCCGUUGCUAUAAAAGAGAAUGUGUAAGAAAUGUGGGGGCCCAAGAGGGGGCUUCGUUUUUAGAUAAACUCUAACCCUAAGGAUAACCAACCAACCAAAACCAACCAACCACCACCACAAUUAACGGGGUCAGAGAUCACCGGGGUCUGCCCGGUAUAUGAUCCCCUUUGAGCCACUACUGGCGCUGGUAGCUACGGUAGCCAACAGCCGCCACUCAAUCAGCCACUCAACACAUCCACAUUAUACUGUAGCAUGCUCAGCCACCUUCCUCCCAACACCACUCCACACAGACCAUCAUCAUGUCCCAGGAAGACAACAACGAGAGCAGCAAUGUUCCCCGGAAAGGAGAGGAUCCAGAGGCACCAAAAGGCGAUACCGGUAGUAAGCCCUCACGACGAGACCAGCGAAAAAGUGCCAAUCGUGCACGUCAUCGGCUCUUGUCGAUUCAAUAUGAUGUUCAGCACUACUUGAGGCCACUGCUAGCGAAUCAACGAAAAGAACAAGAGGAAUCCAUUGUCAUUGUGGCCAAUGAACGAUGCGGUUCGUGGUAUGCUCUUCCCUUGGAGCCUCAUUCCUCUUGUCAUUUCAAAAGCACGGAUGGUCACGUGCAUUUGUUCAGUCUCAAGCGACUCAAUUUACCUCUCCUCAAGACGCUCCAUCAGCAACAAUCAUCAUGUGUUUGGAUCGUCGAUGCUUCCAACAAGAAGGAAAUGCCAGACAGCUUCUCACGCACGAUACCCAUUUGGGCCGCGGUCCUCAAUCGGAUUGCCGAGCGCUACCGACGAGAUGAGCAAUUGCUGGAAAGCAAGUUUUCUGCGGAACAGCUUGAGCUAUUUCUACCAGAUUGGAUCAUACCCAGUGAAGAGCGUGUCAGGAUGGAUUCCAUUAUCGAGGAUCGAGUGGAGGAGUUGUACCAGAGCCGUGCCAUUGUCGACAUUCCAGGGUUUCUAGAGCUCAUGACCAAACCGUUGCGCCCCUUUUGGAUCACACCUCUGCAACAAUCCAAUCAACUACCCACACCCGGGCAACAAGCCACUCUGUCGUGCCUUGUCUGCUGCAAUGCUUCCAAUAUAAGACUUGAUGCCAAAAUGAACAGUCGGGUUGUUUGGAUGGAGCAAGAACAGUUCGGGUACACCCCGGGAGCAGCCGAUGAUGAAGAGAGUUGGGCCCGAAAACUCACUCCACAGCUCUUUUGGGGUCAGCAUGGCGACGACACGUCAACAAAUACUACUCCACAACAACAAACCUUCUCAUCCUCCAUGACGGAACAGGAGGUAGACGAUUGGAUUGAUCGACUGGUUGCAACUCACCAAGCACGACAAGGUGAUACUGACGAAGAAGAGGUUGCCUGCUUUGAUUGGAUUGGGAAUUUGGGAAUAGCCAUUGGGACACGAAGGGCGGGCAGGCCAGCUCACUGUUGGAAACACUUUGAUGCCAUUCUGAAUGUGACCAAUACAGAAUAUGGGGAAAUACGACAACAAUCAUCAGAAGAUGGACGUUAUUGCUACUACUUGCAAUUACCAGUUCAAGAGGGAAAGCGUGAUAAGAUCGAGCUGGAACGAUGGAUGCCAGUCGGGAUUCUGUUUUGCGCUCUUCACGCAAGCCGUGGUCGACGGAUACUCAUUCAUUGCGCUCAAGGUCGAGAUCGAUCCGUCGCCGUGGCAAUGGCUGUGGUUCAACUCUUUUGCAACCUGACGUAUCCUUUGGAAUGGAACCGCCAUCUCUUGGAGGGCACUGUGCGCGAUUUGGUUGCCGAGGAUGCUUCCUGUGAAGCACUACCGCAGAAUGACAACAAAGACUCGGAUACCGUUGCAGGCGGUCUCCUUGGCUCUGGAUUGCCUCGGCACCGAGCUGACCGUUUGAUCGAUCAUGAAGGUCGACUCUUCUUGCUGCAAUUGGUUCGUGAGAAACUUGACAAGUCCCAAGACGAGCCAUUGGCAAGCAAGGAAAGUCUACGGGUUGUCUUGCAUCUUAUCAGGCAAGAUCGGGAGAAAGCGGAGCCCACUCGAUCGACCCUUCAAAAGCUAAAUCGCUUUUUCAUGAGUGAUGCCUAUAAAAAGCAGCAGCCAAGCUAGUGCGUUGAUGGAAACUUCCGUGCUUCUGGUGCUGCAACGUUCCCGACCAAAUCGUCAUUCCACUGUCCAUUUUGUUUGAGUGACUACCUAGUCAAAUGUCACUACCUGUAUCUUCGGACCAACACCCCCCGUUGGCGUAGGAAGGGAUUGCGGCAACUCACUCUGUUGCUCGUCGGAUGCAAAGUCGCCUGUCAGAGAUCUGUUGGUGUUUCGAACGGACCCGUCUUGCUGCCCAGAAUCGUCCAUCCUGCCCUUUUUGCGAAUCUUUCGCACGGACAAUGCCUUGGGUAACACCAUCAAGCCACUGCUGCUGACUGGGAAGCUAAAUGUCAACAGUGAAAGACCAAUGUACCUUGCAGAAGGGUUGAUUUCAUUCAAGAUAUAAACAACUGGAGCGCCCACCAGCAAGACCAAUGUUUGGGCAAAGAUAAAGGCCAAAACCCACUUGGAAUCAGAGUACAUGCCAUCAAGGCUGACAGUCUUACAAGCCAUGAUGCAGGCAGCUGUGACUGUAAUCAACUGGAGCACAUAAAUGGGGACAUAAAACAUUGUCGGCGAUUGGCUCACGCAAGCUCCAACACUUUCCCCAGUAACAUCAUCAAUAACAAUUCGCCACCAGCCAUAAUCAGUCUUUACUGUGAAGAUCGCCAAGCAAAUCAGUGUAAUAACAAUUACCAGUGUGCCUGGCCACAAAGCACGCCAUAACUCCAGUGUGCUUGUGUUGUAGCGCAGGCAUCGAUCAGCCCGCCAGAGCUUUGGAUGCAACAGACCAUAAAUGUUUGAGUGAGCCCUGCCCUCGAUCUGCAAAACCUCAGCAAAACUAUGCAAAACAUCAUACCUUUGUAAAAAUUGCAGUGUAGGUCCCUAUUCUCCCCAAUUCAUUCAGCCAAGCCCAUGCGACGCAAUUCCUGUCAAGGGUGGCCUCAUCAAAGCCCCCGCUCUCAUCAAAUGACGAGAGUAGAAUACAAAAGGAGAGCAUCCCAGAGGCAAAGCAAAGGGCAUAGAGGAAAGGAGGCUGUGCUGCCACUGUCACCGCAUGGUGUCGAUUGAGAACAAUCCAGAUGAACGAGAUUCCAACAAUCGCCAAUGAGACGGCAAAGAGCACCAGUCCAAAUGUGCGAGCUGCCGGUGUGAUAUAGUUCUGGUUGGGUGUCUCCCGCAGCAGUUCUGGCGGGGAAUCACUUCCGCCCAGAAAACACAUCCUACCGAAAUUUCCACCAUGGACCCACUCACCAGUGAGAGGAUCCAAACUCUCAAUGUAGCGCACGUCCAAUCUGGUGAAUCAAAUUUCGUUGGAGGUGAUAAUGAAA